Messenger RNA from Miscanthus lutarioriparius, 1308 nucleotides. The record is from the annotation of a GenBank genome assembly. Lineage: Eukaryota; Viridiplantae; Streptophyta; Magnoliopsida; Poales; Poaceae.
AUGGCUUCCUCGCUCCUCCUCGGGCGUCCAUGUCCUGCUGCUGCUGCUGCCGCGGGACCUGAGAGGAGGAGGAGGUGGUGGUGGCUGGCGGCGGCGGCGGCGGAUAUGGGUUGGAGGCGGGGAGGAGGCGCGGAUGGCGUGCCCAGGAGGUGGGUGCUCCUGCUCUGCGUCGGGAGCUUCUGCCUCGGCCUGCUCUUCACUGACAGGAUGUGGACUUUGCCUGAGGCAGAUGAGGUAGAAGUACCAAAUUUAAGAAGAGGGGAAGAGGCUGAGCGUAAGACUGGAGACUGUAAUGUACGCAAAGUUCAAGGAAACCAGGAUUACAAUGACAUGUUACGUAUCUCGGAUACUCACCAUAAUUCACAGACUUUAGAUAAGACAAUAGCGAACUUGGAGACAGAGCUCUCUGCGGCGAGAACUCUACAAGAUUCUUUUCUCAACGGAUCUCCAGUGCAAGAAGACUACAAGGCUUCUGAGUCUACCGGUAGGCGCAAGUACCUUAUGGUAAUAGGUAUCAACACUGCUUUUAGCAGCCGCAAGAGAAGGGAUUCUAUCCGCAACACCUGGAUGCCUAAAGGGGAAAUAAGGAAAAAGCUGGAGGAAGAAAAGGGGAUCAUAAUUCGUUUUGUAAUUGGUCACAGUGCUAUUUCAGGUGGAAUUGUCGAUAGAGCAAUUCAGGCAGAGGAUAAGAAACAUGGAGACUUCAUGAGACUGGAUCAUGUUGAAGGAUACCUUGAACUGUCAGGGAAGACCAGGACAUAUUUUGCAACAGCUGUUGCUUUAUGGGAUGCUAACUUCUAUGUGAAGGUUGAUGACGAUGUACAUGUUAAUAUAGCAACACUUGGAAAUAUCUUAUCCAAACAUAUUUCAAAGCCCAGGGUAUACAUUGGAUGCAUGAAGUCUGGCCCUGUCCUCUCUGACAAGGAUGUGAGGUACUAUGAACCUGAGCACUGGAAAUUUGGGGAAGUGGGUAACAAAUAUUUUCAGCAUGCCACGGGUCAACUAUACGCUAUUUCAAAAGAUUUGGCAGCCUACAUAUCGCUAAACAAGCAUGUUUUGCACAAGUAUAUCAACGAGGAUGUGUCUUUGGGAGCUUGGUUGCUAGGGUUAGAUGUUGAGCAUAUUGAUGACCGCAGACUAUGCUGCGGCACUCCACCUGAUUGCGAAUGGAAAGCUCAGGCUGGGAACACCUGCGCCGCCUCAUUCGAUUGGAAAUGCAGUGGUAUCUGCAACUCUGUGCAGAACAUCUGGGUGGUUCAUAAGAAGUGUUCAGAAGAUGAAAAGGCGCUGCUGACCGCUUCUUUCUAA